UGUUUCAGGUUUUUUCACUAAAACUUUAUUUUAGAUGAUUUAUAACAUGCUUUGCAGAAAUAAGACAAAGUGCACGCAAUAAAAGUUUUAAAUGAUCCUUUAUUGAUUAAAAAUAAUCUUGAAUACUAAAAUACUGAAAAGCAUUUCCAUAUUCAGUAAUAAAUAUGUACACAUGCAUUUCACACCUCCAUCUAUUUCUAAUGAAUUAAGUAAAGUGUGAGGAAAAAGCAUGAGUUCAGAAAAGUGUGAAUCAACAGCACUGUAUAAACUUAUUUUAUUACAACCUGUACACAUGUAGUGCCUUUUUGUGAAUACUGAAAAUGACAUUGAUAUAUAUUAACAUUAAAACCAUCAGUUUCACAAACAAAACAUCUCAAAAAGCAUUUUCAGAUUUUAAUGAUGUAUGAAUGGACACUGUGAUGAUACGGUGAUGAUGAUGAUACAUGUUGAAGGUAUCUGACUACUGUGAAGUUGUCAUUUUUCCAAGAAUGUUUCCACAGAGAUACUAAUAAAUGAGACUCUUUAUUAGAACAGGCUCACCAAGGUUGGAGAUACGCCAUAACAUAGUGCCUGGCACAGGGUACUGAAAUAUCUAUCCUGAGUGUGGCCUGGAGGUCAAAAUGGUAUAUGCCGCUAUAAGUUGUUGAGAAUGACCAAGCUAAGUUCCCGUGUGACGUCCUUACAGACAGACAAACUGGUGAUGGCUAACCAAUCAGACACUGUAGUGUUGGGCAUCCUGUAAGAAGAAGGCGGCCGUAGUGAUAGAUGUAGCAAAACCAAGCUAUAGAAAGAUCAGAAAGAUUGGAACACAAGAAGCUAAAUUAAUACCAAGGGCUCACAAGGGCUAGAGACAAUGUAGAAGGUGAAGAUAAUGGGGAAGGUGGAAGAUGCGGAAGGUGACAGCCAGUUAGGGGAUCACAAUGUCAUUCCUGGAUAGUCAUCUGAGAUUACCAAAUGAGCACAGUUGUAGGAACAGCAAAGAUACUUCACGGGAUGCUCAAAACUCCCAGGUUUCUGGUAGAGGCCUAAGCUUGAAGGAUAUGUUGCUAUUGAUAUAUAUCACUCACCCACUAAAAUCAUUGAAUCCAGAAGAUGCAAUCACUUCCAUGGCCACAGGUGUAUGAAAUCAAGCACCUAGGUAUACAGACUGCUUGUAUAAAAAUUUGUGAAAGAAUGGGUCACUGUUAGGAGCUCAGUAAAUUUCAGCGUGGUAUCGUAAUAGUAUGCCAAUUUUCAAGUCCAGUCAUAAAAUUUUCUCAUUGGUAAAUAUUCUACAGUCAGGUGAUUUUAAAAAAAUCCAGGUGAUUGGGAAUGACAGCAACUCGGCCACGAAAUGGUAUUUUAUGUGAAAUCACAGCACAGGUUCAUCAGGUGCACAGUGUGCACAGGUCGCCAACUUUCUGAUAUAGACCUCCAAACUUUGUGUGACCUUCCAAUAGCAUAGAGAGCUUCAUAAAAUGGGUUUCCAUGAUUGAGCAGGUGCAUCCAAGCCUUACAUCACCAAACACGAUGAAAGCAGUCGGAUGAAGUGGUUUAAAGCAUGGUGCCACUAUAUUCUAGAGCAUUAGACAUGUUCUCUGGAGUAACGAACCGCCCUUCUUCAUCCGGCAAUCCGAUGGAUUAGUAUGUGUUUGGAGAACUCUACCUGUCUGACUGCAAUGUGCCAAGUGUAACGUUUGGCAGAGGUGGAAUUGUGGUGUUUGGUUGUUUGUUAGGAGUUCAGCUCAGCCCCUUAUAUCCAGUGAAAGUUAAUGCUGUAACAACAAGAAACUUCUUUACCACUAGGGGCUGCCAAUAGUUAAAGAAAUAGUUUUGACAUGGUAAUAUUACUUUGACGUUUAGGUUAAAAUCAAAUGGUAAACACUCAAGCCCAGUUUGGUUUAACUGUAUGUAGCUUAUGAUUAUUCUCUCAUGUAAAUUUAUUUCUGUAAAUAUUUAUUUUUCUGUUAACACUUGACUACUUUUUGUCUUAAUCAAACCUUGUUUAGCGUGAAUGACAAAUUGUUCCCUCUCCCUCUCAGUCCAUCACAUCUGGAUUAUCUUUUUUCUUGAAGGCUAAAAGAGGAAGAAAAACUGAUACCUCUUUCUUUCUUCCUCUCAGCAUAUGAAAAGAUAAUUUUAACUUCAGUAAAACCUCACCUCAACAGUUUCACACGUUCUCCUCUGAGGCUGAUCACUAACAGGAUAUAUUGAGACCUGUUCACGCUUAAGAGACAAAGAGAUAAAAAUGCAGAACAUGGAAGUUGUAUUUAAACUGUUCUUGAUGUUGCUCGGAGUCUCUCAUGGUGUGGAAACUCACUGUGAUGGCAGACAGGAUAGAGCUCAGUGUUUUGGAGUUUUGGGAGGAAGUAUAGACAUACAGCUGAUGAACGGAACCUCAGAAAUACAUAAAUACAAAUAUUUAAAGAAUUCAUUAGUACUACUAUAUGUGUCAGACAAACAAGUUCAGGCUAAUACCAUAGAACACAGAUCUCUCAUUUUCCACGUUAAUGGAACAUUUAGGAUCAACAACUUGAGCAGCAAUGACAGUGGUAUUUAUACCCUUCAAACCUUUGAUGCAGCUGCAAGAUCAACAGGCGAGUGGACUUUGCAGUUGUUUAUUCAAGCUCCUGUGUCCUCUGUCCAGCUGGUCUCUGAGUGUCUGUCCCAGGGAGAGAGGAGGGUGUCCUGCUCCUCUGAGGGAGGGGACAGUCCUCAGUACAGCUGGACUCUGGAUGGACGCACACUGACAGAUGCUGAACUCUUUUCUGAAAAUAAUGAGACUAACAUCAUCACUCUGAAACAGCACGUCUCAGGACGUCUGGUCUGCUCAGUCAGGAAUUACAUCAGUAAUGUCUCCAAAGAGGAGAGAAUAUCUACCUGUGGCUUCAUUUUCAUUAACUGCACUUCUGUCAAUGGGACACAGAUAUCAGGGUGGGUGCAUGAAGCCAAUAAAACCCUGUGUAUUAAACCAACAACACAACUAACACGAGACCCUAAAAUGAUCACGCAAACUGCUGUGACUGAAGGGACUGACAGAGUGCCAAUUGAAAACCCGAAUGAUAUCCUCAGUCCAGCUUUCAGCAGUGCUCAGCUGUGGUACAUUAGUAUUUUGUCACUGAUCAGUGCUGUUCUCUUAGCGUUCCUAAUUUUAUUAGUUGUGGGUGUAGCAGUCAUCUGGGCUCAGAGAAAAAAGCAAAACAACAAACCUACAAAACAAAAAGAUGAAGAAGAUGAUGAGGAAGUAACCUACGCUGAUGUCAGGGUGAUGAAACACCGGGAGAAGGAAAUGGAGCAAAAAUCUGAGGUGGAGGUGGAGUAUGGCCAAGUCAAGUUUUCAAAGCGACCUCUGUACACUGAACCUACAGAAGAUGACUGUUUGUAUGCCAAUGUUCAAAAAUCUGAUGAUUUGAGUGAUCAUUGCUUUUAUACAUACUGCACAACAGAGUGAGACAGUGAUGUCAAGAUGCUUCAGAAAAAUACAAACCAUCAAAGCUCAUAUAUAUUGAUUUAUGGAUCUUCUUUACUUUCACUGCACUUCUCUAUCACAACAGAACAUCUAUUGGAUCUUAUAUUUGUUUUGGUAAAUGGACUGGUUCUUAUAUAGCACUUUUCUACUCAUCUGAGCACUCAAAGCACUUUACACAACUUGUGCAUUCACUCCCAUUCGCACUAAGUGCUUCAUAGCUAACAUUCACACACUUUAUCCGAUGGAUGCAUCGAGAGCAAUUUGGGGGUUAGUAUCUUGCCCAAGGAUAUUUGGCAUGUAGACUAGGGGAAGCUCAGGAAUCGAAACCACCAACCUUCCGAUCAGUGGAUGACCUGCUCUACCACCUGAGCUACAGGUGGUAGAGCAGGUCUGCUACAGCCACCCGUUUAUUUUAUCACCAAAAUAUUUGAAUGUGAAUAUGUGAAUGACUAUUCUGCCACUUGGUGUUCCCACAGUACAAUCAUCCUGUACCCUGAGCUGAGAGAAACACACCCAGAUGUCUUUUGAUCUGAUUUCUUUAGUCGUUAAUGAAAAGUGCGAAAGUGCAAAAUACACAUCUGGUAUUGUGUGAGAUAGAUAGAGAUGAGA
Haplochromis burtoni (Burton's mouthbrooder) is the source of this 4057-nucleotide messenger RNA. RefSeq lists its product as uncharacterized. Bases 2228 to 3430 code for a protein of 400 amino acids. The record is from RefSeq and is a predicted model, not a curated record. The transcript is spliced from 6 exons. NCBI's taxonomy places the organism in Eukaryota, Metazoa, Chordata, Actinopteri, Cichliformes, Cichlidae.